This is a messenger RNA of Knipowitschia caucasica, 267 nucleotides long. NCBI's taxonomy places the organism in Eukaryota, Metazoa, Chordata, Actinopteri, Gobiiformes, Gobiidae. The record is from the annotation of a GenBank genome assembly.
AUGACGCACACGGAAGUUCCCAAGAUGGCGCGUGUUGUGAUCAGACGACGUCGGAGAAGGCAGUGCUGCUUUAUCGUGCUGAUCAAGUCCAGUGUUGGAGGAGCGCGGUGGUUAAAACUGAGGAGCUGCGAGGAUGUGUACCGGAGAGCCAUGGUCGGAGAUGUGGAGACAGUUGAGGGUGAUGACAGCCCGUGCCAGGUCAGCAGAAAGGCCAGUAACAGAGGCCACAUUGCCGAAAGCUCACUCCGAGAUUCCAGAGGCCGGUGA